GUUUGUCUCCAUAGUGCGCAAUGGCCUGUUUCAACUGCAGAGCCACGCGCAGUAACUAACCACUUCGCUUCGGCCGAAUGUUGUUACAGUCGCCGUGGCAACGAGAAGCCACCCUUCAUCUCCUUGGGGGAGAAACCGACGUGAAGCAGGUCCAUAAGUCUGUAUCACAAUGCCCAAAAAGAAGGAGAAGGUGGAGAAGGUUCCGGAGGCAGAGGCUGUGCUGGAUCCUGAGGCAGAGCCACCUCCACCCCCAACAGAGACAGAGAGAGAGCUCCAGCUGCGGAGAGAGUAUGAGGAGCUGACAGACACCCUGAACGACCUGAAGAGAAGAGUGGAGCAACUACGCUGUGAGAACGACCUGCUCCAGAGCGAGGCUGAUAAAAUGCAUGUGGACAGCAGGGAGUACACGGCGUACGUUUCCAGCCGGACCCAGAAGCGCCAGAGCGCCAUCUCCACACUGGACGAGCAGAACCAGCUGGAGCUGCGGACGCUCCGCGACCAGAGGGAGCAGGAAGAGGAGAAACACUCGCAACAGGCUAACGACCUGAAGAGGCAGCUUCUGGAGAGGGAAAGUGAGCUGGUUUUGCUAAAGAGCGAGAUUGAUGAGAUUGGUGAGAUCAAGAAGCUGCAGAGGCAGCAGCUGGCUCGUAUAGCAGAGCUGCAGAGGGAGAUGGACGUGACCAACAGUCAGUACACAGGGUCCAUCCAGGCGCUCAGGGCACAGUUCUUCGCUGAGAAGCAGAAGUACGAGGCUCAGGCACGGGAGAAGGUCCACACCCUCGCCCUCGCAGCCAAUAAGGAGGCCACGCAGUGCCUGAUCUCGCACACGCAGCAGGUGUCACAGGAGAACCAGUGGCUGCGUAAGGAGCUGCAGCAGCUGAUCCAGCGGGCACAGGUGCUGCACGACCACCAGGAGCAGCUGCAGGCGCAGCGUCAGCAGCUGCUGCUGGAGCUGGACUACAUGCAGGACCUGCGGCAGCUGCGGCCCGCUCACACCGCGGAGGAGCGCUGCCAGCAGGAGGCCGCGUGCUCCCAGAGGGAGGCGCAGGACCCCUUCUCCCGCCCCGACCCCCUGGCAUUCGCCCGCAACCUCACCGCCAUUACACAGGGAGCAGAGCAGUAACCCAUUACAGCAUCACCACCAUUACACAGGGAGCAGAGCAGUAACCCAUUACAGCAUCACCACCAUUACACAGGGAGCAGAGCAGUAACCCAUUACAGCAUCACCACCAUUACAGCAUCACCACCAUUACAGCAUCCACCGCUAUUACACAGGGAGCAGAGCAGUAACCAAUUACAGCAUCACAACCAUUACACAGGGAGCAGAGCAGUAACCCAUUACAGCAUCACCACCAUUACACAACCCACACACACAACCUUCCCGCCAUUACACCUGUGCAGGAGCCGGAUAGCACAAGCAGUGGGCGGAGCUAAAUCCCAUCAGCAACUUCAAUUUACAGACAGUCAAAGGCUAACAAAUAAAACUUGUUUUGGUUUAACAGUUAA
Molecule: messenger RNA, 1506 nt
Organism: Anguilla rostrata (American eel)
Lineage: Eukaryota; Metazoa; Chordata; Actinopteri; Anguilliformes; Anguillidae
Gene: ccdc166
Product: coiled-coil domain containing 166
Exons: 8
Coding region: 170-1123 (317 amino acids)
Source: RefSeq, a predicted model, not a curated record